GGAGCGUGAGAUGCGGGAGCGGCUUUUGAAAUGAUUGUCGACAUCUUCUUGACCUUUCUUGAACUUCUCGAUGCUGCUGCCGAAAACCUUCUUGAGGCCGGGCUUGGCAUCGCUGCUUCGUUUGCCUAUCGGUAGUUCUACGUUCAUCCAUCAGCUCAGAUAAGGUCGGACCUGAGCACGCAAUGGCCAGUAUGUGUAUAGCAAGCAGCCAGUGGAAAGCUGCGAAUCUCCAACUCCUGACAUCGCUUUCUUCUGCCCUGGAGUCAUCUGGCUACCGUCUGAAGUUUUCAUCCAUAUCUCCGGACUUUAUUUUUAAUCAAUCCGGAGUAUCAGUGGCUUUCAUUGUUGCUCUCUCAUGGGAACAGCUUGCAACGUCGACUGCCUGGGACAGGUUGGCCAAGAUGGAUGGUAAUUUUCAAAGGUCUUACCUACUGACGCCGUUAUCCUCGGAUGAGAGGUUCAUCGAGUUGUACUUCAGAUACAAGCAAAGGACGUGGAAACCACUAUUAAUUCCCAUUCGCGACUGGAACAUGGCUUUGAAGACAAUGUUGGUGAUGGUUAAUGCACAUGCAGAAAGCAAGCAGCAAGACGCAGUAUCCCCGGUGGUCAUAGAGCAACUCGAAUUCGUAAGCUCAACAGAAGCAGUUGAACAUGCUCUCUGUGCGAUACCAGGGCUGGAAGUCCAUGAUGUGCAUUCUCUUAUGUAUGGCAUUGGCCCUAUUGAAGCAAUAUCCCAAGCAAGUGCAGAGACAAUCCUGGAGUUUACGGAUCUGUCAAAAGAAAAGGCUCGGGGAGUCGAGGAGUUUUUCGGGAAUGAGAUCUAUAACAGGACUCCUGUGCUUGAGUGAUUACAAGAUGGUCGGACAGGCUAACAGCUAAGUUUGACCAAACAAAAACACAGAACUCGCAUCAUAGACAGAAUUAAUUGAUGAACGUUUAUUGAGAGAAAAUGGUAUCAAACAGAUUUUUAUCUGUGUUUUGUAUUAUCUAGGUUUUUCGAAAAUGAAUGCUCAGAAGCUUUUUUCAAAGCCCAGAUAGUAAUCCAAAUUUGCCA
Molecule: messenger RNA, 1054 nt
Organism: Marchantia polymorpha subsp. ruderalis
Lineage: Eukaryota; Viridiplantae; Streptophyta; Marchantiopsida; Marchantiales; Marchantiaceae
Source: the annotation of a GenBank genome assembly